This is a messenger RNA of [Torrubiella] hemipterigena, 1503 nucleotides long. Lineage: Eukaryota; Fungi; Ascomycota; Sordariomycetes; Hypocreales; Clavicipitaceae. The record is from the annotation of a GenBank genome assembly.
AUGUUCAGCUUCAGCGUCGUUGGUUUAAGCGAAGCCUUAGCGGCAACGCUGUUAGCAGGCCUAGGCACAGUGUUGUUUCAAUAUGCUCGUACUUGGUAUCGUCUCUCGAGCAUACCCAUUACUGGGUUGGAUAUCGGCUCAGAAGAAAAACGGCGACUGGCAUACUUGGCGCAAGCCAAAUCACUGUACCAGGCUGGGUACCAAAAAAAUUACAACCGCAAGAACGUUAAAGAUGCCCACAUUGUCGUCGUGCAUCCCCAAUUUCUCACAGAGCUCAACAAGCUCCCUGACAGUAUUCUCAGUGUAGAAGACGCCGUCAAUGAGAGUAUGGAGUCUACUUACACCAAGCUGUCGACUAUUCCAAUGAUUCCACAUGCCAUCAAGACCAUGUUGACGCCAGGAUUGAAUCGUCUUGCACCGCUUGUAGCGCAAGAGAUACAACAGUCACUCAAGGUCGAGCUGCCUGAGUGUGCCGAUUGGACGCCAGUUGCCAUUCACAGCAAGUUACUGCGCAUAGUGGCUACCGCGUCUGGUCGAAUCUUUGUCGGACCAAAGGUGUGCCGCGACGACAAGUAUCUAAGCGCAUCUAUUGAUUUUGCCAAUGAAGUCAUGGAGGCUCUCGGUGCAGUCCAGGCGGUUAAACACUGGCUUCGGCCCUUCGUGGCCAGUCGUCUUCCAGCCGUGCAGAAGCUAAAUCAUCGGCGAAAGACGGCUCAAGAGCUUCUACAGCCUAUUAUUCACGAGAGACGCGACAAUAACGGCACGUCAGAUGAGAAUUCAAAGCAUGAUGACAUGCUGCAGUGGCUCAUGGACGCCCAGCCAAACGCAAGCGAUGCAGUGUUGACAGAGCAGCAGCUAGGCGUCAGCUUUGCAGCGAUCCACACGACAACGUUGACCGCGACAAAUGCCUUGUAUAACCUAGCAGCAAUGCCUGAAAUUGCAGAGGAGCUUCGAAAAGAGGCCCGUGAUAUUUUGAGCCGACAUGGCGGUGCAUACUCGUUCAAGGCGCUACAAGAAAUGGUCAAAUUGGAUAGCUUCUUGAAAGAGACGCUCCGCUACCACCCCUUUACUUUUUCGGCGUAUCAACGCAAAGUCUUGAAAUCGUUCCGACUCUCGAGCGGCCAAGUCAUCCCCACGGGCGUCACCAUCGAGUGCGCCUCGCACGCCGUCAGCCUCAAUGAUGAAAACUUUGUCCAAGCUGAUUCUUUUGAUGCGUUACGCUUCUACAAGAUGCGUCAGCAGGGCACCGGGUCCGACGCUGCCCAUCAAAAUCAGUUUGUUAGCCUCAGCCAGACAUGCCUCGCGUUCGGCUCUGGUAGGCACGCCUGCCCUGGGAGGUUCUUUGCUGGCAGCGAGCUCAAACUUAUCGUUGCUGCUCUUCUGCUAAAAUUUGAUAUGAAGAAUACUGAAGGAGAAGAAUGCAGAUAUCCAAACAUUGAGUUUGCACAAAUGUGCAUACCCGAUCCCACGCGUUCCAUUCAGAUGAAGGAGAUAUCAUCCUGA